Molecule: messenger RNA, 717 nt
Organism: Bicyclus anynana (squinting bush brown)
Lineage: Eukaryota; Metazoa; Arthropoda; Insecta; Lepidoptera; Nymphalidae
Exons: 1
Coding region: 7-717 (236 amino acids)
Biological process (GO): protein dephosphorylation; negative regulation of MAPK cascade
Cellular component (GO): cytoplasm
Molecular function (GO): protein tyrosine/threonine phosphatase activity; MAP kinase tyrosine/serine/threonine phosphatase activity
Source: RefSeq, a predicted model, not a curated record
UGUAGCAUGAUAUGCUUGAGGGACAUUAUCACUGUUAUGUUGAGGAGCGUGUUCCUCGUCGCUUUCUUCAACAUCCCUCGCCCUGUCAUCUCCUUGACCGGUUUCAAGAGCUGGUCACGGAAGGUCCUUUACGAAAAGAUCGACCUCUGCACUCAGUGCUGCUACAGUGAGAUCCUCCCCGGCCUCUAUCUUAGCAAUGCCAAAGCUGCAGGCGACCGUGAUGUCCUCAAGCAACUCAAGAUCACGCACAUACUCACUGUUGAGACACGUCGCUUACCUAAGUCAACGUUCACCGACAAUGACAUCAGCUACCUCUUCAUUAGGGCCCACGACUUGCCUAGCACCAAUCUUCUCUCCUACUUUCCAAUGGCCAACUCUUUCAUCGCGGAAGGGAGGCAGAAAGGCAACGUGCUCGUCCAUUGCCACUUCGGAGUAUCCCGAUCCGCCACAAUGGUUAUUGCUUACGUCAUGGAGAAGUACAAAAUGACGUACGACAGAGCGUUCCACUUCGUGCGCCAGAAGAGAAAGUUUAUCAACCCAAAUCCUGGUUUCGUCGCUCAGUUGAAGGAAUACCAUAAGUUGAACUACAAGGUGGAUGGGUUCCAGAAGUUCGAGGCGUUUAUGAAUGUGAAGACGAGGAAGCACAGAUACAAGAUCGCUUCAAUCGCAGCUGUGGUUAUUGGUGUGCUGUUGCCGCUCGCUUUAUUGGGUGGUUAG